GGAGGGAGCGAGGGACGGAGCGCGGCGCGAGCUGCCUCAGAUGCCUGGAAUAAUUCCGCUUCCGUUUGGAAGCCGCAGCCCCAGUCGGCGCGUCCGCCCAGCUCCGGCUCCGGCUCCGGCUCCGCGUCCCGCUCGGCCUGCGCCCCCCGCGCGCCAUGGCCACCUCCCCGCAGAAGUCGCCGUCGGCCCCCAAGUCCCCGACCCCCAAGUCGCCCCCGUCCCGUAAGAAAGAUGACUCUUUCUUGGGCAAACUCGGAGGGACCCUGGCCCGGAGGAAGAAGGCCAAGGAAGUCUCAGAACUUCAGGAGGAGGGCAUGAAUGCCAUCAACCUGCCACUCAGCCCCAUCCCCUUCGAGCUGGACCCGGAGGACACCAUGCUGGAGGAGAAUGAAGUGCGGACGAUGGUGGAUCCAAACUCACGCAGUGACCCCAAACUCCAAGAACUGAUGAAGGUAUUAAUUGACUGGAUUAAUGAUGUGCUGGUUGGAGAAAGAAUCAUUGUGAAAGACCUGGCUGAAGAUUUAUACGAUGGACAAGUCCUGCAGAAGCUCUUCGAGAAACUUGAGAGUGAGAAGCUUAAUGUCGCGGAGGUCACCCAGUCAGAGAUUGCUCAGAAGCAAAAACUGCAGACUGUCCUGGAGAAAAUCAAUGAAACCCUGAAACUUCCUCCCAGGAGCAUCAAGUGGAACGUGGACUCUGUUCAUGCCAAGAGCCUGGUAGCCAUCUUACAUCUGCUGGUUGCUCUGUCUCAGUAUUUCCGGGCACCAAUCCGACUCCCAGACCAUGUUUCCAUCCAAGUGGUUGUGGUCCAGAAACGAGAAGGAAUCCUCCAGUCUCGGCAAAUCCAAGAGGAAAUAACUGGUAACACAGAGGCACUUUCCGGAAGGCAUGAACGUGACGCCUUCGACACCUUGUUUGACCAUGCACCAGACAAACUCAAUGUGGUGAAAAAGACGCUCAUCACAUUCGUGAACAAGCACCUGAAUAAACUGAACCUGGAGGUCACGGAACUGGAAACCCAGUUUGCAGAUGGCGUGUACCUAGUGCUGCUCAUGGGGCUCCUGGAGGGCUACUUUGUGCCCCUACACAGCUUCUUCCUGACUCCAGACAGCUUUGAACAGAAGGUCUUGAACGUCUCCUUUGCUUUUGAGCUCAUGCAAGAUGGAGGACUGGAAAAGCCAAAACCACGGCCAGAAGACAUCGUCAACUGUGACCUGAAGUCCACGUUGCGAGUGCUGUACAACCUCUUCACCAAGUACCGGAAUGUGGAGUGAGGGCCUGGGCUCCCGCUGCAGGCAGACUGGACCAGCCCCCAAGUCGCCUGUCCUUGCUUGUCCUGCUCUGUGCUCUCCCACAAGCCCAGUGUUUGCAACCCAGAGAUAGUGGGGAUUGGAAUGGAAAUCAGAAAGGAAGCGACCAAUAAGUCUCUGGGCUGACCCUACCUCCCAGGCCCCAGGAACUAACCCAGCAAUGACCCACGAAAGCUGUCCUUGUGCAGGUGCCGGGCCCCAGGUUCCCUCCGUGGGCCUUGGAAAUAGGUUCAGGCCAAGUGAGUCCCCAGAAGAUGAGAAUAAUAAAGACCAUAGUUAGCAUUCAUGGGCAUAAACUGUGUGAGCCACCACAUCUAAGUGCCCUGCUGGAGUCAAUUUCCUUAACCCUCACGGCUCUGUGAAAGUUGGUAUUCUAAUCCCCUCCGACAGAUGAGGAAACUGAGCUUCGUAGGCUGAGCUGCUUGCCAGGAGUUGGCAUUUGUUUGUUCUCUUUGCACAACCUAUUUGUUAGUAACUGGUCAGUCACACACAGCACAUGCUCCACGCCUGCGCACACCUGCAUCUUCAUAGAAGACCGGAGCCACUGAUCUCACUGAGGGCAGGGCAGGUCAGGGCUGGGUGAUUCACACUGAAAUUGGCAAAUUGAAUUUAACCCAAUUAAUAGUGGGUGUGUGGCAGGAGUCAUGUCCCUCUAAUCCUUUGUACAAAUGAAAAUUACUCUUAAUUCCUUCAGAUUUGUAAUAACCCCAUACUCUGGUUUCACAGUGACAUUUGGGAAAGAUUCUCUUUAGAAUUAAUGUGGUGGCACAUUCUACAGCCUUUUUGCUUGAUUGCAUGUAAUGGAAAUGCCCUAUAUUUUCCUGCAAAAUAAGUACUCAAUUCAUUAUCGUUAGGCAAAGUACAGUGUACUGGGGCACCACAGAGAGCUGGGCACAGGCUCAUAUGAGCAUCGCUUGGGAAGUAGGGCUCUUCAGUGGAGACCCCUGAACUUUAAAGAAAGGAACUCCUCUAGAUCAGUCUGGCUAAAUUACCAGCUAAUUCAGGCAAGGAAAAACAUAAGUCAUUUAGACCAAAGCUGAGCAGUUCCUCUGCGUGGGUGACUGACUUGAGAUUGACUUGUGGUUACUCGAAUCUCCAAUAUGUGAACCCUCCUUAUACCAGGCUGCUGCUUGGUCCAGUAGGACGAGGGAAGGGGCUGAAUGAGGGUAGAGAGGCGGCACCUAGGGGAACAAGAAGCAGGGGGAAAUAUUCGGACGUUUAACGUGUAGAGGAAUAGCCUCAGAUGAGAGAAGUGCAGCUUAUGGUACUUAAUGCUUGAGUCCUAAAAUUGACCAAGGCCUUGGGAUAAAUAAUUGUUGGUGCUGACAGUCUAUCUUCAUUCCAGAAUUUUUAUAAAUAUACCAAUUACGCACAGCCUGCGCAGCCACCUCCAGAAUGGUGUGACUGCCUUCUCACUCAGCUCAUCUCUGCUUUGAGGAAUUUCUGCACCACCCAAGUGAGGCCUCCACUUGUCCAAAACAUUCCUUUUAGCUGUCUCACCAAUCCCCCCCAUCCAUAGCAGCUAUCCGCAGUAACUCCAAAGCCAGAGAUUUCAAUUCCAAUAUUUCUUUGGGUAUUUUUGCUCUAAGAAAGAAUUGUUACUCAGCAUAACGAACAUUUAUGAUACAAAGACAGUGUACCAUCUUGUGUCCAUUUAUGUACAAGAAUGUAAUUCUUUUCUACUUAGAUGUCAUGUUUAUCUCUGGUAAAUACCGAAUAUUAGUAUAAUGUUUCUUGUUGCUCUUUUAAAUGUCUGGUAGCAAAUCAAGAUUAAAAAAAUUGCUUGAGCCAUACAAAGUGGGAUGAAAUAUGAGAAAUACAUUCAGUCAAACACGCUUUGCUGUAUAAA
Messenger RNA from Cavia porcellus (domestic guinea pig), 3159 nucleotides. RefSeq names its product parvin alpha (gene Parva). The record is from RefSeq and is a predicted model, not a curated record. Gene Ontology annotation, biological process: cilium assembly; establishment or maintenance of cell polarity; substrate adhesion-dependent cell spreading. Bases 156 to 1274 code for a protein of 372 amino acids. Lineage: Eukaryota; Metazoa; Chordata; Mammalia; Rodentia; Caviidae. Gene Ontology annotation, cellular component: cytoplasm; actin cytoskeleton; focal adhesion. The transcript has 13 exons. Gene Ontology annotation, molecular function: actin binding.